UUUGUUUUUUUUUUUUUGUCUUCACCAGCCUGCGAGUAUCCUUCUCCAAAAGAGAUAACCAUGAGGGCUUCGAUUUCAGUCGCAUGGCUGUCGCUGUUAGCGACCAGUGCCUUUGCUCGGUCUACAAGAGCCUAUGGCAGUGAGAUGCUCACGCCUGUCCCGACGCCGCCGGCUGUUAUCAGAGGCAUGCCAGCAGGAGAAUUAGAACGGGUGACGGUCACGAUAACAGUAGGAGUUAGUGUUUGGCUGGGUGAUUCCGAGACUUGCACUGGCGCGCCGGCGGGUACUGUCACAGAUACUGUCACUAAUUCAAUCACCGACACCGUUACUCGAACUGUUUUUGAGACUGGAAAGGUCACUGUAACAGAUACCGUCAGUGCCCCUGCAGUGGCUGUCACAGAUGUCUCGACAAAAACUGUCACUGUUGACCAGUCAUCGGUUCCAACCUCGACAGUGAGGACUACUGUUGGUGGUUCAACGGUCACGUCUACUGUCGGCGGUCCAACAGUGACAACGACUAUUGAUGGCCCAACAGUGACGACGACUACCGGUGGCUCAACGGUCACGUCUACUGUCAGCGGUUCAACAGUCACGUCUACUGUCGGUGGCUCAACGGUCACGGACGCCUCCACAGUAACGAUUACCAUGAGCGAGUCAACCGUCACUGCGCCAGGAACCACUGUCAAUAUUCCGGGAACGACAUUCCCAGGAACCACCGUGGUGACGAGCGAAACUAUUCCGGGGUCGGUCACCACUAUUCCAGGGUCAGUUACAACCGUUCCAGCGUCGACUCUCACGACAUUCAUCAGUCAGCCUGCUAGCACUGUCACUUUGUCUGGAGGCACUAGCACCCUGCCAGGUUCAACUACUACCGCGACAAUCACGCGUCCUGGUGGUACAGUGACUGUUGUGGGAUCAACUGCAAUAGUCGACACCGUCACAGCCCCAGGCUCAGAAGCCACUGAAAUGGCUCCCAUGACCGUGACUGAAACCACCUCCGGUCAGGGAACGACGCUGACACAAAGUUCCGUCGGCACUACCACCGUCUCCAUCUCAGUCUGUUCCAGUCUCGUCAGCAAUCCAACCUAUACGCCUGCUACGCAGCUACCAACAGACUAUACUUGGGGUUGCCCACCUGGAUAUCUCUGCCAACCCUCUCAUACGGGUGACCGUGCCGGCUGCAAUGCUGAAGCCGGUGUUCCCGCUGAUGGCUACGUCUGCGCCCCCUCGGAUUGCAUUCCCGCUCCACCCUUGAUUUACAACCAAUCCGUGGCUACUGAUGAAAAUGGCCACCACUUCAAUAUCUCCAAGGAUUAUUACAACCUUGAUCCGGAUGACUUUGGUCUGAACUACUCCAUCUUCCGGAUUUCAGGCUCCGCAGCGUCUAAGAGGAAACGCGAUGCCAAAUCGUUCUGGGACCUCCUCGUCGGCCGAAAUGCCAAGAGAGACAUCUCGGAUAUUCCUGGUCAAUGUUAUAAUGAUUGUAAUGAGGCUUCACUGAUGCCACAAUCACUCGGGAAGACGCCGGAGCUGUGCGAAAGCGACUCGUUCACAGCCGAGUUGGGACACUGUAAGACGUGCAUCAGCAAUAAUGCUGACUCGGACUCGGAUGAUCAAUAUUCACAAAGAAUGUUGCCGACGUUUGCACAGUACCUGAAUUAUUGCUCUGGUCUGGCGACGACUUCCACGAGUACCACAGCAGGGACAACUGCUACCAGCACCACGGCCUCAACAGCAGCCACUACAACGAGCACUCUUGCCACCAACGGGACUACUACAACCAUUACUCAGACUGGGGAAACGACCAGCAUAGCCCCGACAACUCCAGUAGCUGGACUGAGCACAACCACGGUGGAGGUGUCUAGGACUGAAAGCAUCCGGACUCCCGACGAAAGCGCAUCGACCACAGUAUCCAGUAGUCCCAGUGGCACGGAAACCCCAUCUGCCUCUUCUACUUCAUCCAAUGUGGCAGUAUCAACUAUGGGAGUCCCUCAUAAAGGCUUACUAAGUCUGUUGCUGGCUCUUUUCGCAACUCCAUUCUUUUAAAAUGCUUAAAUGUUACGAUAUUUCAUUUAUUAUUUGCGAGGUAUACAUUCGCGAUGAUGGUGAUGGAUUGAUAUGCUGUUUCUAGACUCUUCUGGGCUCCCAACUAUACAAUGCUAAACUUGCGCUACACUGUCAUUGCCCUACACGUAUCAUCCUGUGUAGAGUGGUACGGCGAGUCCGCAAAACCCGCUCCAAUUCGUUCCGAAUCCGCAAUGGAGCGGGCUCAGGUGGAAGUUGAGAAAGUCUGCAAUGGCGGCAGAUUAUACAUGCAGGAUCCGCAGUGACUUGGGGAUAAUCCGAAUAGAGUGGUUUAUAUGUCUUGGUGAGUGAAGUGAAUCUGGUAAAUGAAACUGAGGGUUGGAUGUAAAGAGUUGUGAGCAGUGCGCCCACAUCCAAUCCUGAUAGAGCAGUUAUCAAAAUACAAGAUAUUCC
Molecule: messenger RNA, 2478 nt
Organism: Aspergillus glaucus CBS 516.65
Lineage: Eukaryota; Fungi; Ascomycota; Eurotiomycetes; Eurotiales; Aspergillaceae
Exons: 2
Coding region: 61-2046 (661 amino acids)
Source: RefSeq, a predicted model, not a curated record